Kluyveromyces lactis is the source of this 492-nucleotide messenger RNA. It is a transcript of the gene PAM18, whose product is annotated as Pam18p. The record is from RefSeq and is a predicted model, not a curated record. Gene Ontology annotation, biological process: protein import into mitochondrial matrix. Bases 1 to 492 code for a protein of 163 amino acids. Lineage: Eukaryota; Fungi; Ascomycota; Saccharomycetes; Saccharomycetales; Saccharomycetaceae. Gene Ontology annotation, molecular function: ATPase activator activity. The transcript has a single exon. Gene Ontology annotation, cellular component: PAM complex, Tim23 associated import motor.
AUGGCACAACAAAAUAUUGAAGUUCCUCAGCUGCCCAUUCCUGGCGAAGAUAAUUCCAACAGGGUACCAGAGCAAGUAGUAAUUGGACAUCCUGCUGCUGGCGUUCCUCCUAUUCCUCAGCAGAAAUCCGGUAUGGAUUUAUAUUUCGAUCAAGCAUUGGAUUAUAUGGGAGAUCAUCCAGUGCUCACCGGUGUAGGUGGGUUCUUUGCGUUGUAUUUUGCUGCCGGAGCUUAUAAGUCUGUGUCUAAGAGACUUGGAGGAUCCUCUCAAGGUGUGAAAUAUUUGAAAGGUGGGUUUGAUCCAAAAAUGAACGCUAAGGAAGCACUAGCGAUUUUAAAUUUGAAUGAGACCAAUUUGAGUAAGAAGAAAUUGAAGGAAGUUCAUAGAAGAAUCAUGCUGGCAAACCAUCCGGACAAAGGUGGUUCUCCUUAUCUGGCCACUAAGAUUAAUGAAGCAAAAGAUUUCUUGGAGAAGAAAGUGGUAAGAAAGUGA